Molecule: messenger RNA, 2130 nt
Organism: Coffea arabica (coffee)
Lineage: Eukaryota; Viridiplantae; Streptophyta; Magnoliopsida; Gentianales; Rubiaceae
Source: RefSeq, a predicted model, not a curated record
AUGCUUCAACUUCACAUUUUGGUAGUUUUGUUGUCUCUAAUCUUGAUUUACUGCUGGCUGCUGGAUAUCAAAUAUGGUGGUUUUUUAAAUGAAUAUUGCUCGAGAUAUGCCAAAGACACCAGCUGUGACCAUAGCCCAUCCACUUGCGGAGGCACCGACAUCAAUUUAAAGCGCCCUGAUGUUAUUGAAUUCUCUUGUGAAAAUAAUCGCACUGUUCUACCCGUAGUUGAUGGCAUCCAUCCGGAGAAACAGUAUAACUUUUCUGUGGAGCUGAACAGUAUUGAUUAUGAGCAACAGACACUUCGUAUAUUUGAUCCUGGGGUGCAAAAGAACUACUGUUCUACUCUGCCAGUCUACCCAUACCUCGACGACUACUAUCAACCUGCUCUGGGUUAUGAGAUGCGGAUUGUUUCUGAUUCUGAUUGGAUGGUCUUUGUGAGCUGUAAAAAUCCGGUGAAAUACAAAAAUCCUCUUUAUGUAGACACUGCUUCCUGUAAUAUCACUGCAAAUCAUUUUUCAAAAAUGAUAGCUCCACCCGGUUAUUACAGCUAUGUUGUGGUUGGUGAAAGUGUGGUGGCAAGUGAUAUUAAAGAGUCGUGCACUGUCUAUAAAAUACUUCCAGUAGACCUGUGGUGUCUCCCUAAUGUAACUGCAGGAGAUAUUUCGUUUCAAGACAUCCACAAUCUUCUGUCCAAUGGCCUUGAGCUCAGUUGGUACACAGGCUUCGAGACCAGCAGGAGGAGGAGAUCCUUUCUUUGCUAUGUAGUUCUCAAAUCGAUAGAAAUCUACAGAUUCGUCUACCGACAUGUCAUCAGCCCCGACUUAAACAGCGGCUCAUUUGUCGUUGACAGAAAUGCAAUCUUGUUGUUCUCUUCUUCUAUUUCAGUUCUGCUUAUAGCAGCAAUAAAAGUCAUUGGCAUUAUCCUCUUGUUUGCUUUCCUCCUUUAUCGGUGUCGUCGGAGGCAUUUAUCGAGGUAUGAUACAAUAGAAGAUUUCCUACAAGCAAACAACAGCCUCAUGCCCAUUAGGUACUCGUACAAAGAAAUUAAGACAAUGACAAAAAAUUUUGAGGAGAAACUAGGUGAAGGAGGCUAUGGCUUGGUUUACAAAGGCAAAUUGCGCAGUGGAGGUGCAGUUGCUGUCAAGAUGCUGAACAAAUCAAAAGCUAAUGGGCAGGAGUUCAUCAAUGAAGUUGCGACCAUUGGAAGAAUACACCAUGUGAACGUGGUUCGGUUAGUGGGAUUUUGUGUUACUGCCUCAAAACAUGCUCUAGUGUAUGAUUACAUGCCAAAUGGCUCUUUGGAUAAGUUAAUUUUCUCAAACUGUCAAAAUGGUUCUCCAUUAAGUUGGAAGCAAGUUUGUGACAUUGCAAAGGGGGUUGCUCAUGGCAUUGAAUACUUGCAUCAGGGGUGUGAUAUGCAAAUCCUGCAUUUUGAUAUUAAGCCACAUAACAUCUUAUUUGAUGAGAACUUUGUUCCAAAAGUUUCAGACUUUGGACUUGUAAAACUUUACCCGAUGCAAAAGAGUAUUGCAACUCUUACUGCCGUGAGAGGAACAUUAGGUUACAUGGCCCCGGAGUUGUUCUACAAAAAAAUUGGAAGAGUCUCGCACAAGACAGAUGUUUACAGUUAUGGAAUGUUACUAAUGGAGAUGGCUGGGAGGAGGAGAAAUGUGGAUGCUCAUGCCGAGCAUUCAAGUCAAAUAUACUUCCCUUCAUGGAUAUAUGACAAAUUCGAUCAGGUGCAGGAAAUGGAAAUCGGAGAUCAUGCAACUGAAGAAGAAAAGACAAUUACAAGAAAAUUGAUUUUGAUUGCAUUGUGGUGCAUUCAGAUGACACCUGAUGAUCGUCCUUCAAUGAGAGAAGUCUUAGAAAUGCUUGAAGGUGAUGCUAGUGGCCUAAAGUUGCCUCCUAAACCGUUGUUUUACCCUCCGGAUUCACCCAUAUCCAUGCAAAGAAGCAGCGAUAGUAGUUCUUCUAACGAGUCAACGGCGCCCCUAUGUAGCUCUGUUGCUUUAGAAAUAGAGCAGAUGGAUGACUAAGUAGAACUCGUGCUUUCAGUGAAUGCUUUAUCUAGUGGAUUUGUCCUUCAAACUCUUAAAUAUGGAUAGGUUAACUGUUAUUGAUUGCUA